Molecule: messenger RNA, 435 nt
Organism: Moesziomyces antarcticus
Lineage: Eukaryota; Fungi; Basidiomycota; Ustilaginomycetes; Ustilaginales; Ustilaginaceae
Exons: 1
Coding region: 1-435 (144 amino acids)
Source: RefSeq, a predicted model, not a curated record
AUGUUCGAAAAUCAAAAGCAAGCCACCACCGCUUUAGCGUCCGACCGGCAGCAAAAUCUGAAACACCCUUUCACGCCUCAGUUGGGAGCUGCAGCUGCAGCUCACCGAUCCGGUUCGAGCUCGACCUCGCGCGGGCGGCGGUACCAGCAGUGCAGCAGAGCAGCAGCCCCACACGAGCCCUGGCCAGCAGGCAGGCGCGCCUUCAAGCUUCCGGCAACCGCUCUUCCUCUGCACCACAGCACCUCGAUCGGCACCCUGGCUUUGCAUCGUCUGCCCCCGACGCUCUGGUCAGCAUCGUCCUCGUCCUCGUCCUUCUUCUUAUCACCUUACUCACCUAUUCUACUCCGCGACCCCUCUUGGCACCCUUUCACCGUGGUCUGGUGCAUUUCACGACCCCCCCUGGCAAGCACGCAGGACACCGUCCCGCUCAUCUGA